Molecule: messenger RNA, 735 nt
Organism: Lodderomyces pseudojiufengensis
Lineage: Eukaryota; Fungi; Ascomycota; Pichiomycetes; Serinales; Debaryomycetaceae
Exons: 2
Coding region: 1-735 (244 amino acids)
Biological process (GO): inositol phosphoceramide metabolic process
Cellular component (GO): Golgi membrane; inositol phosphoceramide synthase complex
Molecular function (GO): inositol phosphoceramide synthase regulator activity
Source: RefSeq, a predicted model, not a curated record
AUGACUUUACCUGGUGUGGUAGCUGGCCUUUUACCACAAAAAUUUUUUGGAUAUAUUCCACUAGCUAUAGGUGUUGAGAUAAUACUUGGUAUAACAAUUUUAAACAAAGCAGGUGGUUUAUAUGGAAUACUAUCAUUAUUUACAGGUCAUCCAAUAAAUUUUUGGCAAUGGUUAUAUAAUUCAUUAGCUUUAAUCAUGUUACCUAUUUAUGCUAAUGCAUUAAUUAAUUUAACCAACAAACAGAAUAAUGUACGAAAAAUUUCGUUAUCCACCGUUGUUUAUUUGAUUGAUACCCUAAUUGGAAUACUAUAUACUUUGUAUUUUAUGGUUUUCUGGUUUUAUUCAGAAGAAGAAAGUGGAACUGAUGUUGGAGGUAAUGGAUUAAAUUUUUUUAAAAGAACAAUGGAUGAAACUGAUGCUGGAGCGGAUUUAUCCAAGCAAUCUGCAUCAGCUCAUAGGGAAUUGUUUUUUAUUUUCAGUACAAGCUUAAUAAUGACGGUAAUUAGAAUAUAUUUCACAUUAGUUUUAAUAAGCUUUAAUAAAAACUUACUAAAACAACAAACGUUGAGAGAUUAUAAUAAUCACAAUGAAACGAAUAGUUCAAGUCAAAACAAUCAAGUUGAUGCCGAAGAACAAGAAAUAUUAGACUCCAAGGGAAUCUAUGGAGAGUUUCGAAAAGUUGUUUUGGAUAUCGAAAUUAGAGCUAAAGAAUUUUUGAGUGAUUAUCUAUUAUAG